CGAUGAAAUAUGGAGAUUAAGGAUGUAAUCUCAGUUUCUGUCAGUUUAUGAGGGAAGCGCAGUCUUCGAUCUCUUUUUUUCCGAUAAAGCCAAUGUCAGAGAUAAUUAGUCAUUCUUUUUCUUCUUCAUAAGGUAAGUAACAUUGCCAAACAAAGGAGAAACGCUCCGGCAAUGAAUGUUCUUAAGGAAAGAGGCACGUUAUGAUUUGUUGAAUUGGAAUUGGAUGUCAUUUUCUUACAAGUAAUAGAUUAGUUCAUUUGCACUUUCAUCUAAAAAGGAGUAGGCUAGAGUGGAAUUUUUCAGAGAAUGGAUACAAGAAGGAAUAUAAAUGCAUGUAUAUAAAUAUAUUGAUGUAUGUUUUGUAGUUCUGACCAUGUCGAUGGGUUGAAUAAUUUAUGAAAUAUUAACCACAACAGGAGAUGUCAAAAUAUAGCCUCUGAGGUACGCGAAUAAGAAUCAGGGAUGAACUUUCAACCUUAUAGAUGUCAACAAUUAUUCUUGCGGGAUACAAAAAAAGAAAUUCCUUUGUUUCGAAAUUUUGUGUAACUUGAAAUCUGUUGCGCUCUGUGUUGAGCAAUUUCUCAGAGCGCUACCCCUCAGUUAUAUAAUUAUUGCUUCAUAAGAGUACGCACGUCUUCAAGUAAACAGUACUUUUUGUAUUAGAUACAUUUUUUAGCGACUUGAUGCAAAUUUUUUUCUAAAGCGUAAUGCGGUUAUUCGCAACGAUCCUCAGCUAUGUACUGUGUUAUUUAUUCUCAGUUUUUCUCACCUCACUCCUUAUUCCGUAUAUUUCUGUGUAUUUUGUUUUAGUGUGAUUAUAAGGUUUCUAAAAUGCAGAAACCUACCAGCGCUCGCUCGGAGUUUAUCGUUGGAGGGAAAUAUAAAUUGCAGCAGAAAAUAGGCAGCGGGUCUUUUGGUGAUAUCUACAAAGGAUUGAAUAUUACAAAUGGCGAGGUUUGUAUGGAGCAAUAUCACUAUCCUUCCUUGGGUUAUGGCAAACUUGGUUGUUGUUGUUUUUCCUUCCUCUAGAAUUCUAGAAAAAAAAAAUUGGAAAAGAAAUCUCAUUUUCAGCAUGACCUUACAUUUGUAUGUUGAAACUACUUAAAAUAGCUUAGAAAUAAACAAAAUAGAACAUAUUUCUGUCAUAGCCAAUAAGUUCUAGGUCAAUUAUAGAUACAAAAUUCAAAGGUGUACUGUAGCUAUUACAUUUAGACUGUGUUUCUUGAAUGUCCCCAUGUUCACCAAAUUUUAUUCUUGGAAGAACUGUUGUUAUAGUAUCUCUGCAAAGGUUAUGAAAGCAACUUACUAUGUGUUUAUUGAACUCUGCCAUCAAUGAUACAACCUUGUCAAAUUCUGGUGAUAAGACACUUCUGUAUAAAAGUUAUACUUUAGAUUUUAAACAAUUAAUAGAUAUCCCAGUGAUUUUUAGGCUGAAAAGCCAUAAAAUGUGUGAGUCUGUGUUAUGUUUUAAGAAAUUCAUCUCUGUCACGGCUGAAAAACUGUAAUUUGUUCCGCAUCAACUGAGCACUGGUUUAGAGUUGAAUUGCAUAUCCUUUCUUAUCCCUUUACUGCCCAAGGGAAAUACCAAUUUCUUUCUGAAAUGAGAAUGAUGAACCAUUGGACCAGGUGUGAUAUAUCAUUUUAAAGGGAUUUUCUGGGGUAUGCUAUAAAUGACACCAACAGGUGUGGAGAAGGUAACUGAAAAGACUGAGAAUUGUCCAAAGUGAAAAAUUAAAAAAACAUUGAAAUUUUUCAUGCAACUGAUCUCUUGACUCAUCAGUUCCAUUUUAGGGGGGUUGAAUUUAAUUACAAAAUGAUAUUCUAGUAGGCAUUUUUAUUAGCCAACACUGACAGAGUUAAAUAUGAAAUUACAGUUUUUAUAACAGCAAAAAAGGAAUUGAAACUAAAAACAAUUUGAAAUAAAAACAUCCUUAAUACAUUUGAUAUUCCAUCUUGUGUCCAGAUAGUACAUAAUUUGCUAGUUCUGUGAAUUUUGUGGAUAGGCCUUAUGCAUUUUUGCAUUGUAGUACAUAAUUUUCCCCACAAGCCUCACUCUAAAAGUGAAGAUUGGUGAAAUUUGAUGGGAAAAUAUUUCCAUAACACUGAAAUCAAAAGAAGGCAGACGUAAAAACAGCAAGGAGAUGGUAAAGAUUUGAGGAAAAUGUUGUUGUUUGGGGUGAUUUUCCAUCAAAUCAUUCAAUCAGGUGUAAGAGCCCAAACAGUGAAUUCUAAAGGUGUCAUUUGAAUGACAACCAGUUGAAGACACAAUAAGUAAAUGUGGGCAUUAAAAUUAUGUAUAGCCUUAGCUGUUUUAUCUUCCUUUCAGAUGUUCAAUGUGCUUUCAAUUGUUGCCUAGGCAAACAACAAUGCAAGCAAACUUUCAUCACAAGUCAUUUCUAUAUCAGUGUUUUUUCCCACAGGUUUUUCAGUAGCCAUAAAAACUACAGUAGCACAGGGAAAAUCGGAAAGUGUAUAGAGGGAUUGAAUAUCUAUUUCCCUAGUAUCUAUUCCAUAUUGUUGUCAGUUAGUACUAAUCAAUCUUUUUGGGUAUAUACUAAUGUGAAACAAAGGUUUAAAAUCAAUUUCAGAUGAAGACAGGUAUUUAACUCUUUUGUCCUACUGAAAUAGUGGCUGCCUCAGAAUCAAGUAGCUGGUGAAAAGCCAGCUGCUUUUACUUCUGGAGAACAAUGUAUACAGUGUAUGCAUAACAAUUGGAACUUGAAGUGGAUUUUACUGACUUGUUUACCACAGAAAACAGUGAUGACAUGUUGUUAAUUUUCUGAACCAACACUCCCUGUAGUAAUUAUGUUAAAAUUAAUGUGAUAUUCAUUCAUCUAUGCACAAUUGUUUUAGUUCAAUGCCUGAGCUGACUGAUUUUCUUUAAGUUACAACUUACAAUCCCAAAGAUUUCCAUCUUGUUCAUAUGAGGAUAUUUUUGCAGUAAUAAAUAUUUGUUGAAAGUGAAAUGGAGCUGUGUAUUGUCACAGAAAAAAUUUGAAACUCCAUAGCCCCAGAGUGGCUUCCAGUGGCUAAGAACUGACAGCAAAUAAACAAAUUCAAUGUUCACUGUAACAUCAUUGAGACAUCCUUUUUUACAGGAUGUGGCAGUUAAACUUGAAUCCCAAAAAGCAAGACAUCCACAACUGUUGUAUGAGUCUAAGCUCUAUAAGAUAUUACAAGGAGGAAAUGGUAUUCCUAAAUUUAGGUAUGGUACAGUUAAAUUGCUUCUAAUUUCUCCUUACAGUAUAAACCUUAAAUCAAAUGUGCAGGUUAUGAGAAUAAUAGAAAUGAUCAGCAAUUCAAGAAGCUGAUUUUGAGACAAAUUCUCUUCGUCAUUACCAAAGAACAUGUAAAGAAAACAGUGAAGAGAAAACGAAUUUUUAAGCUUCAACUACAGCAGAAUCAGUAAAAGUGAAUAGUUUGGUUUUCCUUCCAGAUAUUUCUAUCUCCAUGUGCUUGCAGUGUUCAUUUAUGUGCAUUAUCUUUUCUUUGGAUUUUUGUCCUAUUGCUGCACUAAGUUAAUAAGUGCCCCCCCUCGAUUGAGUGCUGUCCUUUCAAUAAGGGCCCCCCCUUUUAGCAAACAUUUUAGAUAAGGGUGUGGGCCCUUGUUUGAGGAAAUGUGGUAUUUUACUUGAAAGGAACACAUAAUGUAAUGGCUUGUGAAACAAGCCUCUUACUUAGAUUUGGCUGUCCACUGGAUUGUGAUUGUGUUGUUUCAUUUUUGCAGAUGGUAUGGUCAAGAGAGAGAUUACAAUGUGUUAGUGAUGGAUUUGUUAGGACCCAGCUUAGAAGACCUUUUUAAUUUCUGCAAUAGGAAGUUUACAAUGAAAACAGUUCUCAUGUUAGCUGACCAGGUUGGUCUUACAAGACAUUUCCUACCAUAUUUAACAACUAUUCAUCUAAGGCAAAGUAAAUAUUGUUUGGAAGUGAUGUCAAGGGGACAGUUUAAUAAUAUUCCCAAAGCCUUAGGCAAAUAAUUGUUUUAGUGUAAUAGUUCAGUGCUUUCAAAUUCUGUAGUAAAUAUUCAUUUUGUUGAAUCUUUUCUGUUUCAAUUGUUUUGAUUACUUGUAUCAAGAUAAAGAGCCAGUUUCACUUGAAUUUGAUAGGUUCAUUUAAUUCAAUCAGCCAAAAUUUCGUAUCUCUCUUUUAAAAAGUGUUACUCCAAAAUUAAGAGCAUCUUUUGUGCUCUUCUGAACUGACUUUUCUUUAUCGCAUUCAUCACUUCCUCGGUAACACUAACAAAGUGUGAGGCAGUCAUUUUGAAAUUUAGUGCUCCUGCUAAUCUAUAGAUUUAGCCAAGCCUAAAAGCAGAGCUUGCAUUUUUUUUCCUGCACAUCUCAAGGGCACAACGCCUUGCCCUGGCCAGGACUAGUUCCUGGGUUGUCCGACUCUGAGUCCAGUGCACAGACCACUGGACUGCUGAACAAAGCCGUGGCGCUGGCAUGCCUGCGGUACAGGUGACCACGCAUGUUAAAAGUAGCACCUUGUACGGUCGUACAUCCAAACUUUUUCAGCUUGAUGGGUUACUACUAUUUUGUAUAAUUAUGGGGCUAUGCUCUGCUCUAAUCAUCUUGCAGGAGGUGAUUGUAACAGGAGGCCUAAAUUUCAAAAUGACUGCUUUGUGUUUUGUUAGUGUUACAGAGGAAGUGAUAUAACACAAUCCUCAACCAAUCAGAGCAUAUGCAUCUCUAUAAUCACCAAAGCAGUUAUACUAUUAACCCUUAAACCCUAGGAGUAAUAAACAUCUAAUUUCUCCUUACAAUAUCACCCCUUAAUCAUACAUCAAGGUCAUGGGAAUAAAGGAAACAAUCACAAACUUCAAAAGUUCACAAUUUUUAAGGAAACUCUCCUUGUCAGUACCUAGGAAAUGUAUAGAGAUCAUUAGAGAGAAAAUAUAUACUAAUGAUAAGGUGUCAACUGAUACUCACACUGAUUCAAGAUUAUAUAUCAACACCUAGGGGAGGUUAUCCUUAAAACUUUUUGAAGCCACUGUUACUGUGUAAUUUGCUCCACAUUGUGUUUGCAAACAAUUUGUCAUCUUUGUCGAAAUCUUUCCUUCCAGAUGAUAGGUCGCAUUGAAUAUUUCCACAACAAGAAUUUCAUUCACCGAGAUAUUAAGCCAGACAAUUUUCUAAUGGGCACAAGCAGAUGCUGUAACAAGGUGAACAUGAAAAAACAUUUAAAAACAUUAACUUUUUGUCCGUUUUUCUUUCCUUUUCUUUUCUCUUUUUUUACUUUUCUUGCUCCUUGCUCUCGUAUCUGUCAAUAAUUUGUAGUAUUUAGCAAAUUAAUGAUCUUUUUUAAAUUUUAUGUAUUUCGAUAGCUGUACAUCAUUGACUUUGGCUUAGCAAAGAAGUUUCGGGACAGUAAAACCAAGCAGCAUAUACCAUACAGGGAAGACAAGAAUCUCACAGGCACUGCUAGAUAUGCCAGCAUAAAUGCACACCUUGGAAUUGAGCAAUCGUGAGUAAAUGUGAUUUUUUUAUUGGGUCGUAGAUGCAGGGGAGAAGUGAUUAGAUCACCAGAUUUCAUGUUAUAAAGUUCUGGUAUUAGUCCUAGCCAGGUCAUUCUGAUAUUUGCUUGGACUAUUUUGUAGUGCCUCUCUACACCCGGGAGAGAACAUUUGUAUUGGCAAUCUGUCAGGGAAAUCUUAAGAAAUGCUUGGGAGGGGGGGGGGAGGGUGGGAAAGGAAGGGUUGACAUGCAAUUUAACUCUUUAACUUCAAUGAGUGACCAGUGACCAAGACAGAGUUUCUCCUUACAAUAUCAAUACAAUAUCAAGCAGACAAGUGAUGAGAAGAAAGAAAAAUGUUAAUUAGGGGAUUAUAAGUUGAUCCAAUACCAAAUUCUCCAAACUAAUAUCACAAGAACUGUAUUAGUAGACAGUAAGGAGAAUUACUUGUGAGAUCUUGGGAUUUAAAGGGUUAAUGGCAUUUCAGAGUUCAGUGAUACUACUCUUAGUUUCUUUAUUCUAUGAAAAUCAGGACAAGCUUUGUCAAAUAGGGUCAUAUGACUCAAAUACUGACUUUAAUUGGUUAUUGAUAGAUUCAAACUUCAUAUCUCUUCGACAUGCUUGAUAACAGACUAUUACUUCUUAAUAUUGUUGACAAUAAAUGUUAUUCAUUUGAUAGUUUCCCAGAUGUACACAGCCCCUAAAAAGGGAAUUACUUUAUGUAUUAAUAUCACUUUAUCAGGCAUGGUGAUGCAUUUUGUUCAGACAGUUUUGCCAUCAUUUUACGGUUCUCAUUUUAUCAACCCCCUCUAAAGUGACAGUAAUAUAGUAACAGAGCUUAUGUUUUUGGGUAUACCUGUGUUUUGGGGCCUUCUCAGAGUCAUUUAACCCAUGCCUUACAGCCUGGGCUUAUCUGACUCUAAGUCACAUCCAAAAUGUAUUUAUGCCUGUGAACAUGAACCGUAUUCUUUUUAUUAUAACAUGCAACUGCCAUAUUUUAAACUUACUUGACCCUUGAUUUCAGGGUUGUCUUGGUUACCUGUAUGUUCAUUCUUCUAUCAAUUUAGUCUAGUUUAGUUUGGUUAAGCAGACAUCAGUCUGUCAGUAGUUUAAUCUUCACUUAUACAAAAUUAUUAACAAGUGUUUCUAUAACUGUUUUCUCUCCACAACAGACGCCGAGAUGACAUGGAAUCACUAGGAUAUGUAUUAAUGUACUUUGCCAGGAGCAGCCUUCCUUGGCAAGGACUUAAGGUUGUCAACAUUGUUUCUUUUUUUUUUUGGUUUUUGUUUUUUUGUUUUUAUCUACAGGGCAAUAGGGAAGAAGGGAAGAAUGUGCAAAACAGGCCAUAAAAAUUUUAUAUACUUAGAUGUUUUAACCAAGUUACAUCUAGUGGUAUAUUAUAGUCAUGACAACUUUUCAUGAUUUAUCUUCUGUCCAGGCUGCUACAAAGAAACAGAAGUAUGAAAGAAUAAGUGAAAAAAAGAUGUCCACACCAGUUGAAGUUCUUUGUAAAGUGAGUUGUUAUGUUUUGUCUUUUCUUAGGUCCAAUAUUUGAAUUUUUAAGAGAAAAAUAUGACACCUAUAAAACUAAGAGAAAGUGUCCUAACAUUUUUAGGGAUGUGGUACCACUUUUAUUUUUUAAGUCUACAGUGGUUACUGGUGGGGCUAAAAUGGUGCAUUUGUAAAACAUUACUGACAAAAACAGUUCUUCUCCAAAAAAGGGUUUUGGGGGAAAAUGGGCUGCAAGUGAUAAAAAAGUAUCUCAUUCAGGAAGAGUAGUAAAUCCACAAGUCACCCCAAGUGGUAGAAGACAGGAGAGACUUCCUAACCCUUAAACUUGUAGAAGUGAUUAACAUGUAACUUGCCCAUAGUAUCCAUACAUUAUUCAGCAAACAGGUAAUGAGAAUAUUCAAACUUAUCAGGUACUAAAUUCCUGUAAUUACAUGGAGAUGUCAAGGAAAUGUGUGUAGCAAAAGGGGAGGAUAAAUAAUCAGAUCUUAGGAGUUAAAGGUGUGGCAAGUAGAUUACUUUUUUUUCACAUAAGCUUACAAUGGUUGUUGUUGUUGUUGUUUUGCAGGGUUUUCCUGCAGAGUUUGCCAUGUAUUUAAACUAUUGCAGAGGAUUAAAAUUUGAAGAGGCACCAGAUUACAUGUAUCUUCGCCAACUGUACAGAAUUCUGUUCAGGACAUUGAACCACCAGUAUGACUACACAUUUGAUUGGACACUUCUGAAACAGAAUGUAGGCCAACAAUCUGCUGUUCCAAUGAGUGCAGGGGCUACAGCUCUACCAGGAACAGCCCCACCACAAACAACCAGUGCAAGACAUAAACAACGCACACAACGUGAGUAUUAUGGUCAGUGA
Molecule: messenger RNA, 7814 nt
Organism: Pocillopora meandrina
Lineage: Eukaryota; Metazoa; Cnidaria; Anthozoa; Scleractinia; Pocilloporidae
Source: the annotation of a GenBank genome assembly